AUGAUUAGUAGCAUGGAAGGCAUAAAUCUUGCAAGCUACUUGUGUUCCAGAGCCACCGCAGCAUGGAAUGGGAGUAAAAAAGUGCCGGAAUUCCGACCAUUUGUAGCAUAUUCUUUGCACCAAGUUGCCGACCUUCUGUACUACAAGUAG
Sclerotinia sclerotiorum 1980 UF-70 is the source of this 150-nucleotide messenger RNA. RefSeq lists its product with no specific name. The coding region runs from base 1 to 150 and encodes 49 amino acids. Lineage: Eukaryota; Fungi; Ascomycota; Leotiomycetes; Helotiales; Sclerotiniaceae. The transcript has a single exon. The record is from RefSeq and is a predicted model, not a curated record.